Pochonia chlamydosporia 170 is the source of this 1425-nucleotide messenger RNA. Its product is annotated as cytosolic iron-sulfur protein assembly protein. Bases 1 to 1425 code for a protein of 474 amino acids. Gene Ontology annotation, molecular function: protein binding. Gene Ontology annotation, biological process: iron-sulfur cluster assembly. The record is from RefSeq and is a predicted model, not a curated record. Lineage: Eukaryota; Fungi; Ascomycota; Sordariomycetes; Hypocreales; Clavicipitaceae. Gene Ontology annotation, cellular component: cytosolic [4Fe-4S] assembly targeting complex. The transcript has a single exon.
AUGCCAUCCACGGUACCAACAUCAAGGUCACCGUCAAUGACGGCUACCAUAUCGCUAAUUCAACCACUUCGGCCCGAUCUUCACGAGCGAGCAUGGGCAUCGAUACCCCAUCCAACCCUCCCACUAAUUGCAACAGCCCACGCAAAGGCUGUUACCGUCUUUUCUCUGUCUACACUUUCGUCCCACAGCAACCUGACUGGCGGUCAUACUCGUUCCGUUCGAUCUGUAGCUUGGAAGCCGGGUUUGCCACCGCACAAACUAUGUCUCAUUUCUGGGAGCUUCGAUGCCACCGCAGGACUAUGGCGCUGGGAUGACGACUCUGCGGCCGACGCCGACGCAGGAAGAGAUGGCCACGAGGUUGAAAUCACAAUGUCUGGACGCGGCCUUAGCGGCCACGGCGAUAGCGAUAGCGAAAUCGGCGAUUCUGGUGAUAAGGACUGGGAGUUCACACUGGUCCUGGAGGGCCACGACUCGGAGAUAAAAGGCUGUGCGUUCUCGCCCUCUGGAGCAUACCUUGCUACUUGCUCUCGUGACAAAUCUGUAUGGAUUUGGGAGGAUAUUGGUGCAUCUGAAACAGACGACGAAUGGGAAACUAUCGCCGUACUCAACGAGCACGAAGGAGACGUGAAAGCAGUCGCUUGGUGUCCAGAUGUGCCGGGCAGAAACAAUCGUCGCCAGUACAGCUCAGAUGUCCUCGCCAGUGCUAGCUACGACAACACGGUUCGCAUAUGGCGUGAGGACGCCGACGGCGAAUGGGUCUGCGUUGCAGUAUUGGAAGGCCACGAAGGAACUGUCUGGGGCGUUGAAUGGGAGCCUCAUCCAAAGAAUGACCGAUUUCCGCGAUUGUUGACCUGCUCGGCGGACGGCACGGUACGCCUGUGGGCAUUACAUGAAGAACUUGACGAUCAAGAAGACAACAACGGAUUCGGCGGCACCAGUCGAAGUGCUCUUGGAGGAAUUCCCAACACCAUGAGGAGAUCCUUGAGAGAGGAAUGGACGUGCACUGCCGUCCUCCCAGCGGCACACGAUCGAGACGUCUACUCAGUCACGUGGAGCAAACAUUCUGGAGUGGUAGCCAGCACAGGGCGAGACGGCAAUAUUGCAUUGUACAAGGAAGUUGACGGCCCAGUUACAUCUACGGAAGAAACCGCAGUCCGGAGUAAUGGUGACGGUCUCCAUGGCGUCUCCGGUGUGCCAAACACCACCGGUGCUCAUGCUCACCCGUCAAACCUACCGCCGUCCUCAAGAGCAUGGGAAUUGUUAACUACCAUGCCGAACUCACAUGGUCCGUUUGAAGUAAAUCACAUAACAUGGUGUCGACGUUAUGAUGCCCGUUCUCAGAACAGAGGGGAGGAGGAGAUGUUGAUAACUACUGGUGAUGAUGGCAUAGUCCGCUCAUGGCAGGUCAAGGUUGAUGAGCUGUAG